CAGCUGAAGAUCUUCCACGUUUACACAUCCGAACUCCUCCUACAGGAGCCCACCACAACUGACUGCACACAAGCCUCACUCUCUCUCAGUCUACAUUUUCCUUAAAAUGGUACGGAGGGUUAUUUUAAGUUUACUGCUGGCGACGUGGUUCUCCGUGGACUGUAACCCCGGGCCUAUCGAUGAUAUUGCAGUUGAUCGACACUUCAUCCCUAAGAACUGCAUCAGAGAAGCGAAAUCAGGAGAUUUCGUGCGUUAUCACUAUAACGGCACUUUCACUGACGGAAAACUUUUUGACUCUAGCUAUGAUAGGGGGGCUGCAUUCUUUGGACAAGUGGGCCAAAAGUGGCAGAUUGUUGGUGUGGACAAAGGCAUUCUGGGUAUGUGUGUGAAUGAGCGUAGGAGGAUCACUGUACCCCCCCACUUGGCUUACGGUAGCCAAGGAGCAGGUGAUAAAGUGCCACCAGACACAACAUUAGUGUUUGAUCUGGUUCUGCUGGACAUCUUUAACAGAGCAGACCACGUUCAGACCGAAGUCAUCAUUACACCUAAAGAAUGCAAGCGCUCAGUCAUGAGGACUGACUUUGUCCGUUUUCACUUCAAUGGGACAUUGCUGGAUGGCACUGUAUUUGACUCCAGCUACAAGCGUUCCCAGACGCAGGAUGCAGUGGUUGGGGAAGGUUGGCUCAUAAAAGGCUUGGAUGAAGGGUUGCUGGGCAUGUGUGUGGGAGAAAUACGACACUUCAUCAUCCCCCCAUUUUUGGCAUUUGGAGAAAAAGGUUUUGGCACAGAAAUCCCUCCUCAUGCAUCAUUAGUGUAUCACAUUCUCCUGGAAGACCUCCACAACCCUAAAGAUGACAUCAUUGUGGAGGUCAUGGAAGCGCCUGAACCAUGUACACGCAAGACUGUUGCGGGCGAUUACAUUCGCUACCACUACAAUGCUUCCUUUCUCAAUGGCAUCACAUUUGACUCCAGCUAUCAGUACAACCAUACGUACAACACAUACAUUGGAAUGGGCUACGUGAUUGCUGGAAUGGAUAAAGGCUUGCAGGGUGUGUGUACAGGAGAGAGGAGAAGAAUCAUCUUGCCGCCUCAUCUUGCAUAUGGCCAGCAGGGGGCAGGUAAAGACAUUCCAGGUUCAGCCGUGUUGGUCUUUGACAUCCAUGUGAUAGACUUCCAUGGCGUCAAAGAUCCAGUGCAGGUGGAUAUCACACGUAAACCUGAGGUGUGUAAUGAAACCAGUGAGGUGAAUGACUUCAUUCAGUACCACUACAACUGCUCGCUGCUGGACGGCACGCUGCUCUUUACAUCGAGGGACUAUGAGACCCCACAGGAUGUGGUGCUUGGAGGGGAUAAAAUAAUUGACGGCCUAGACGAGGCUCUUAGGAAUAUGUGUGUAGGAGAGAGACGGACAGUCAUAGUGCCACCACACCUUGGACAUGGAGAGAAAGGAGCUGGCAUUGUUCCAGGGAGUGCAGUGCUGCGGUUCGAACUGGAGUUGGUGUCUCUGCAGAAGGGGCUUCCAGAAGGCUACCUGUUCAUUUGGCUCGAAGAGAGUCCGGUUCAGCUGUUUAAGGAACUAGACAUCAACCAGGACCAACAGGUCCCUUUAGAGGAGUUUUCAAAGUUCAUCAAACAGCAGGUAUCAGAAGGGAAAGGUCGUCUUAAACCAGCUCAGGAUCCAGAUACUGUCAUCAUGGAUAUGUUCAAGAACCAGGAUAGGAACUCUGAUGGUCUGAUUACUCAGGAUGAGCUAAAACUAAAAGUGGAUGAAGAUGCAGAGAAAACACACCAUGAAGAACUGUGAAACUCUCAUGGAUAUUCACGAAAGCAUGAGAACAAAGCAACAGACUCAUAACCCUGAGGCUGAAAACUAGACCAACAUGCUUUCCAGUAUUAAAAGUUUGUACAUUUGAUGGUCACAUAUUUAAAAAUGUUGGAUCUCAAAAAUGCAUUUGUGCCACCUAAUAAAAUGUUCCAAAAGUA
Messenger RNA from Carassius carassius (crucian carp), 1983 nucleotides. It is a transcript of the gene fkbp10b, whose product is annotated as FKBP prolyl isomerase 10b. Bases 107 to 1804 code for a protein of 565 amino acids. The record is from RefSeq and is a predicted model, not a curated record. Lineage: Eukaryota; Metazoa; Chordata; Actinopteri; Cypriniformes; Cyprinidae. The transcript has 10 exons. Gene Ontology annotation, molecular function: peptidyl-prolyl cis-trans isomerase activity; calcium ion binding.